GCUCGUUACGGCGGCGGAAGCAGCGGCGCUAGAGUGGGGCGGGGAGCAGAGUGCUAGUGCCCCGGCGGACCGGCGACGCGGGUCCGGAGCCCGAGGACGUCGACCUCACAGGCGGGGAGCGCACGGAAACGAGCUCGAGGCGGUGUGGCGGCCACUCGGCGAAGCACCCAGGUGGAAAUGAGCUCUCAACAGUUUCCUCGGUUAGGAACCCCUUCCACUGGGCUGAGCCAGGCGCCUUCACAGAUUGCAAACAGUGGUUCUGCAGGAUUGAUAAACCCAGCUGCUACAGUCAAUGAUGAGUCUGGUCGAGAUCCGGAGGUCAGUGCCAGGGAGCACAUGGGUUCCAGCGGCUCCCUCCAGGCCCGGGAGGAGAAGCAAGAGCCCGUUGUGGUAAGGCCCUACCCACAGGUGCAGGUGUUGUCUACUCACCAUGCUGUCGCAUCGGCCACACCUGUUGCGGUGACAGCCCCACCAGCACACUUGACGCCAGCAGUGCCACUCUCAUUUUCGGAGGGACUUAUGAAGCCGCCCCCGAAGCCCACCAUGCCUAGCCGUCCCAUUGCUCCUGCUCCACCUUCUACCUUAUCACUUCCCCCCAAGGUUCCAGGGCAGGUUACUGUUACCAUGGAGAGUAGCAUCCCUCAAGCUUCAGCCAUUCCCGUGGCAACCAUCAGUGGACAACAGGGACAUCCCAGUAACCUGCAUCAUAUCAUGACCACAAAUGUACAGAUGUCCAUUAUCCGAAGCAAUGCUCCUGGGCCCCCACUUCACAUUGGAGCUUCUCAUUUACCUCGAGGUGCAGCUGCUGCUGCUGUAAUGUCCAGUUCUAAAGUAACCACGGUCCUGAGGCCGACCUCACAGUUGCCAAAUGCUGCCACAGCACAACCAGCAGUACAGCACAUCAUUCACCAACCAAUCCAGUCUCGUCCCCCUGUGACCACCUCUAAUACCAUGUCCCCUGCUGUGGUAGCAACUGUCUCGGCCACCAGAGCUCAGUCUCCAGUCAUCACUACGACAGCAGCACAUGCCACUGAUUCAGCAUUGAGUCGGCCUACUUUGUCUAUCCAGCAUCCACCGUCUGCAGCAAUUAGUAUUCAGCGUCCUGCCCAGUCACGGGAUGUGACGACAAGAAUCACACUACCAUCUCACCCUGCAUUAGGGACACCAAAACAGCAGCUUCACACGAUGGCUCAGAAAACCAUAUUCAGUACUGGUACACCAGUUGCUGCAGCAACAGUAGCACCUAUUUUGGCAACCAACACCCUUCCUUCAGCAACCACAGCCGGAUCUGUGUCACACACACAAGCUCCCACGAGUACAAUUGUUACCAUGACAAUGCCCUCCCAUUCAUCCCACGCGACUGCUGUGACCACCUCCAACAUCCCAGUUGCUAAGGUGGUGCCUCAGCAGAUCACACACACUUCUCCAAGGAUCCAGCCUGAUUAUUCUGCAGAGAGAAGUAGCCUGAUUCCCAUUUCAGGACACCGGGCCUCUCCAAAUCCUGUGGCCAUGGAAACACGAAAUGACAACAGACCAUCUGUUCCUGUGCAGUUUCAGUACUUUUUGCCAACUUACCCACCCUCUGCAUACCCCCUGGCUGCACACACCUACACCCCAAUCACCAGUUCUGUGUCCACUAUUCGACAGUACCCAGUUUCAGCUCAGGCUCCAAACUCUGCCAUCACAGCUCAGACUGGUGUUGGGGUAGCAUCUACAGUCCAUCUGAACCCCAUGCAGUUGAUGACAGUGGAUGCAUCACAUGCACGACAUAUCCAGGGGAUCCAGCCCGCACCCAUCAGUACACAGGGGAUACAGCCAGCACCCAUCGGGACACCAGGGAUACAGCCAGCACCAAUUGGCACACAGGGAAUCCACUCAGCAACUCCAAUCAACACUCAAGGGCUUCAGCCUGCACCAGUGGGUACUCAACAACCACAGCCUGAAGGAAAGACUUCAGCAGUGGUGUUGGCAGAUGGAGCCACGAUUGUAGCCAAUCCUAUCAGCAAUCCAUUCAGUGCUGCUCCCGCAGCAACCACGGUGGUGCAGACCCACAGCCAGAGUGCUAGCACCAAUGCUCCUGCCCAGGGCUCGUCUCCCCGGCCAAGCAUCCUCCGGAAAAAACCUGCAGCAGAUGGAAUGGCAGUUCGGAAAACCCUCAUUCCUCCUCAGCCUCCUGAAGUGGCUAGUCCUCGAGUGGAGAGCUCUAUUCGGAGUACAUCCGGGUCACCUAGGCCUGCAGGGUCAGUUCCUCCGCUGGCCACCAACACUGUGUCUCCAUCUCUCACAUUGCUGGCGAAUAACCUGUCCAUGCCUACAAGUGACCUACCACCUGGUGCCUCCCCAAGGAAAAAGCCUCGGAAACAGCAGCACGUGAUCUCAACAGAAGAAGGGGAUAUGAUGGAGACGAACAGCACUGAUGACGAGAAGUCUACUGCCAAGAGUCUGCUGGUGAAGGCUGAGAAGCGCAAGUCCCCUCCCAAGGAGUAUAUCGAUGAAGAAGGUGUGAGGUAUGUCCCAGUUCGUCCAAGACCUCCCAUUACUCUGCUUCGUCACUACCGGAACCCUUGGAAAGCUGCCUACCACCACUUUCAGAGGUACAGUGAUGUCCGAGUCAAAGAUUCCCUCAUUGUCUCUGACUUUGAGAUGUUUGUGGUUCUGUUUGUGUUUGUCACACUUACAAAUCUGGAACAUGAUAUUUUUGAAAGACUUAGCAACCUACAGGAAGGAAUUAUCCCAAAGAAAAAAGCUGCAAUUGAUGAUGAUCUGCACCGAAUAAAUGAACUAAUACAGGGAAACAUGCAGAGGUGCAAGCUUGUGAUGGAUCAGAUCAGUGAGGCCAGAGACUCCAUGCUUAAGGUUUUAGAUCAUAAAGAUCGUGUCCUGAAGCUUCUAAACAAGAAUGGGACUGUCAAGAAAGUGUCAAAAUUAAAGCAAAAGGAAAAAGUCUAGACCAAGAAGAAUCAA
Heterocephalus glaber (naked mole-rat) is the source of this 2964-nucleotide messenger RNA. NCBI's taxonomy places the organism in Eukaryota, Metazoa, Chordata, Mammalia, Rodentia, Bathyergidae. The record is from RefSeq and is a predicted model, not a curated record.